Molecule: messenger RNA, 3981 nt
Organism: Pseudoliparis swirei
Lineage: Eukaryota; Metazoa; Chordata; Actinopteri; Perciformes; Liparidae
Gene: esyt3
Product: extended synaptotagmin-like protein 3
Exons: 23
Coding region: 168-2699 (843 amino acids)
Biological process (GO): lipid transport
Molecular function (GO): lipid binding
Source: RefSeq, a predicted model, not a curated record
CCGCCACAGCUUCUAUGGACCGCGCGGUAGGUCGGCAGCCCCGUUUCGCCUCCCCCCAGAGAGCUGCGACCAGACAGAGCCCGAGAAACACGCCCGAACACACCUAACCCGUCCGGGGCAGCGUGCGGGACUUCGGGAAACCAAACCGACACACCCCACCCCUCCUGAUGGCGACCGCCGACGGACCGACGUACCCGCGGGUGGGAGCCGAGCUCGGGGAGAGCGCGUCGCUCCACGACGGCCCGGAGAAGCUGAGCUCCUCCGCCGUCAACCGCAUUAUGAUGGAGCUCCUGGCGUACUUCGGCAGGGCCGUCUUCAUCCUCUACCCCGUGUAUCUGACCGGGUACCUGGGCUUCAGCGUCAGCUGGGUGCUGCUCUGCAUGGUGAUGGCCACCUGGUGGAAGACCAAUCGCCAGAGGAAAGACGCCCGCUUUGGGACCGCCAUCGACUUCGUGGACAACGAGACCCACGUGGUGAACCAGGAGCUGCGGAGUGCCCUGAAAAUGGCAACGUGGGUCCAUUUUCCUGAUGUUGAGAAAGUCGACUGGGUCAACAAGGUGUUGCAGCAGGCCUGGCCUUUCUUUGGGAUGUACAUGGAGAAGCUCCUCAAGGAAAACAUCCAGCCGGCCAUCAGGGCCUCCAGCCCCGCGCUCAAGAUGUUCACGUUCACCAAAGUCCACUUCGGGAACACACCUCUCCGGAUCACCGGGAUGAAAGUAUACACGCACGAAGUGGAUCAAAGGGAGGUGGUUCUGGACCUGAACAUUAGUUACGACGGUGACGUGGACAUCGACGCUGAGGUGAAGCCGCCGAUCACAGCCGGCAUCAAGGGACUUCAGCUCAAGGGAAUGAUACGGGUCAUUCUGGAGCCUCUUAUUGGUCAAGCACCGCUGGUUGGAGGAGUGACCUUCUUUUUCAUCCGCCGCCCUACCCUACAAAUCAACUGGACUGGCAUGACCAACCUCUUGGACAGCCCUGCCUUCAGCUCGCUGUCUGAGGGCACCAUCAUGGACAUCAUAGCCUCGCUCAUGGUGUUGCCCAACCGCAUGUGUGUGCCCCUCAUAGACCAGGUCAAAGUGGACCAGAUGAGGUUCCCACUACCUCGAGGUGUGGUGAGGGUCCACCUGCUGGAGGCCAGAGACCUGUUGGCGAAGGACACGUUCAUGAUGGGUUUAGUGAAGGGCAAAUCGGACCCCUACGCAACACUCUGCGUGGGCAACCGACACUUCAAAAGCAAGACCGUCAAAGAGAACUUGAACCCCAAGUGGAACGAAGUGUAUGAGUUCGUGGUCCACGAAGCCCCGGGGCAAGAGUUGGAGGUGGAGAUCUACGACGAGGACACGGAUAGAGACGACCUCCUUGGAGUGUAUAACCUUGAUUUGGGAGAUGUGAAGAGGGAAAUAGAAAUGGAUCAGUGGUUUCCUCUGGAAGGAGUCCAGAAUGGCGACGUCCAUCUCAAGCUCCAGUGGUUUUCCCUCAAGACCGACCCCAGCCUGCUGAUGAAGUCUAUAGAUGGCCUUGCUUGUGCUAUGCUGUCAGUGUAUCUGGACAAUGCCUCAAACCUACCAAAAGACCACCACGAGAUCGCCGAGCUUCAGAAACACGGGAAGGCUUCAAAGGAAGUUCGGCUCACGAAAAAGAAAACUGCCUGCCCAGAUUCCUUUGUGGAAUUAUCCGUUGAUAAAGAUGUUCAGAAAAGCAAGGUUGCGUUUGCAUCCACAGACCCGCUGUGGGAGCAGGGCUUCACCUUCUUUGUGCAUGAUGUCAAAACACAGCACCUCGUGGUUCAGGUCAAAGUGAACGAGAAGAAGACUGAGCUCGGUGUUCUCAACUUGCCUCUGAGUCGCCUCCUCAACAUCUCCGACAUGACUCUAGACCAGCGCUUCCCGCUGGAGCGCUCCGGAGCAAACAGCCACAUCAAGCUGAAAGCCAUUCUCCGGAUUCUUUCUGUUGAAAGGCCUCCACCCAAGAUUAUCCUCAAGCCUCCUCCAGAAGACAAACACCAUGGAUCGCAGACUAACCAAGGAGGCCACGCCCCUGCCGCCACUCCCUCCGCCAAUACGGCCUCCUCUCCAGCGCUUUCCUCCAACACCGGCCCCGCGCACGCCUUGUCCGCGCCGCGGCUGGCUGAUAACCAGAAUGGCGCCGACGAAGCAUGGCAGUCGCCUUCCUCCCUGUCGCACAUGCGUCGGUUCGACUCCCACAGCCUGCUGUCGGAGAACUCCAUCGCGUCGUCCCGCUUCGACCUUUCCGAGGGGGCCUCGUUUCCAGAGGUCAUUAGGAACCAUCAAGGUUCCUUUGGAGAGAUCCAGCUGACGGUACGCUAUGCCAGCCUGAGGAACAAACUCAUCGUCCUGGUUAACUCCUGCAGGAACAUAUUCCGCUUCAGCGACAAUGGCACAGACUCUUAUGUCCGCCUGUAUUUGCUCCCUGACCAAUCCUGGAUACACCGCAAGAGGACACAUGUCAAGAAGAGGACGAUCAAUCCCGUCUUCGAUCAAAAGUUUGAAUUUGAUGCGUCACUUCAUGAAGCACAAACCAGGACGUUGGAUGUGGCGUUGAAAAAUGGAAAAAUGUUCCAUUCACGGGAUAGAAAGGACAUUGGCAUGGUGAUGGUCGAUCUUUCACAGUUGGAUGUUGUCAAAGGCGUCACAGAAUGGUAUGAGCUCACACUGCCUGGACUGAAGAAAUCCAGCUAGCGGCUAGAGCCGUACAACUCCUGCUUGUAGUUCUAAGAGCAGCUCCUCAGCCACUGCAAGGCCAACAGUUGGCCUGGUGUAUGUCGGUAUUCCUUUAUUUUCUUUAACAUUGAGUUGGGUUUUCCAAAUGCUUCACUACACACAUCUCAGACACUGGACAUGUUUUCUGCUGUAUGCUCACAGGCAUAUAUGGUAAUAUUAUAAUUGGAGUGGUUAGUGCAUCUAGGACAACUUGUAGGUUUCCACUAUGAUGUAAAAUAAAUACAAUAAUUCUGCUCUGAAUGAUCUGGAACAGAGCUGACGGAAGAGCAUGCAAGACUUUUAAACAUGCUUUGUUAACCCAGAUAAUUUGAUUAUUAGCAGGGUUGCAAUUGUAUGUAAAUAGAAUGUAAUUCACCAGAACAUGUUGGUAUUUAUACUCUAUGAAGAAACAAGGCAAUUUCUUUAAUUAUUAUUUUUGCGAGUGUUUUUUCUUCUUCUAGUUGACCUGAGCCAAAGUUAUUUUUUUAAUAAUCGAGUGUAAAUACUUGUAUUGAUAGUUUUAUGUAAUAUUUUAUUGUAGGGGAAAUAAUUGAAACCGCAAGUGUGUUUUGCUGCAGCAAUUUAGGAGAGUCAUUGCAUAUUGAGGAAGGAUUACAUGUUUUACAUAUACUGUACAUAUUCACAGCUUGGAAGAAGCCAAAUGCAACGUGAGUUCUCUGUGUGGCAGCUUCGCAGUUCCACUGAAGCUGUCGGUUCAUUAGAAGGGAAACGGCCUCCAAGCAAGGCACAUGAGAAACGAUGUUCUUUCGUCGAGGGCACCAUGCCCAUUGUUACUGAAGGAGUAUGUCUUUUACACCUAACCCUCAGAUUUACCACCUGGUAUUUUGGUGAUCUUCAACUUUAUAUAUAAAAUGACUGUUACACUUUCCAACUUUACAGCUUUCUGCAUUUAUGUAGAAUGUCUUAAAAAGACAUGCCAAUUCAUUAAGACAGUCACAUUUCACCAGAUUUAGUGACAACUACCAUCACAAUAUAUUUUGUUGGCCUAUAUUCUAAAUGUGUCAUUUGUUUGUGGGAGUCAUCUAAGCUAUACAUUUUGUUAUUUUGCUAAUUGCACAAAAUUGAGCCAAUAAUUUGGUCUCGACUCGUGGUGAGCUGCUUUUCUGUUGUCUAUUUUAAAUUAUUCAGUUGCUGGAGAAUGAAUGGAAAGUGUUCAGUGUCUGGUUUUGUUGAAUUGACACUGACUGUGCUAUUUGUUUUUAGCCAACAUUUUGAUGGUAAAUAAACAUCUUCAAAAACA